GCGCGUGUGAGGCCAAGGUACCUCGAGCGUUUGUGCGCCGUGGCUCGCGCUCUCAGGAGGCGGCGCUGUGCUGUGGUACAGACCUCGGGGCGGCGUUGUCCGCGCGGCCAGGCACCUGGGAGGGUGAAGGCGAGAGGCAGAUGACGACGCUGAACACAGGCUCUGCAAGAAUCUCCAUAAUGAAUGGAUCCAGUGUGGCAAGUACAUCACCCAGUGUGAAAUGCAAAGAGGACCAAGGGUUAAAUGGACAUGAGGAGAAAGAAAACCCUUUUGCAGAAUACAUGUGGAUGGAAAAUGAAGAGGAUUUCAACAGACAGGUGGAGGAAGAGCUGCAGGAGCAAGACUUCUUGGACCGAUGCUUCCAGGAGAUGCUGGAUGAAGAGGACCAGGACUGGUUCAUCCCAGCACGAGACCUGCCUCAGGCUGUGGGACACUUACAGCAGCAGUUAAAUGGACUAUCAGUUGGUGACAGUCAUGAAUCUGAAGACAUUUUGAGCAAAAGUAACCUGAAUCCAGAUGCCAAGGAGUUUAUUCCAGGAGUGAAGUACUGAGCUGUUGGAAGCUUCCAGAAGGACUUGUCUUGUCCCCGUACCUGGGGCCAGCAAUGCACAAAAAGGCGGAGCUGAAGGGGGGUGGCAAGGGUGUGCAGCCAGGGCGGGUUGGGUUGGGAAGGUGGCUUAACUGGAUAUUGUGACUGAGUAACUAAUGUGCGAGGUACUACUCUCCAAGCCUGAGCAUGGCUCUUCUCUUGUGCUGACUUGCUCAGAGCAGUUUCCAAUUUUACUUUAUUUUUGAUGAGCUCUUUGGAGUUAAGGAACUGCAGUUGUUUUUCCCUUGUAAGGAAUGUUGUCUGCAUUUUAGCAAAAUAAGCUGACCAAGAAAAACAGUAUUUAAGAAAUAAUUUUCCCUGCUGUGUACCUACCAGGAGCAGGGUACCUGGAGAGUUUAAGGAGUUUGCAGCUGGGUAGUAGAGGGAAAAACAGGAGAUACAAACCAGAUACAGCACUCAGCUCCCCAUCCCCUGACAUUUCCAUGAUGAACUGGGAUACCAGUGGCCCAUAAAGCUCUUGUCUCCUGUCCUGAACUCAAGAGAAAACAGAUUUGAAAGUUCUUGGAUGAAUGUAACUUUGGAUGGAUGUGAGUUGUACAUCAGGAAAGCAGGGCUUGAUGGUGACUCAUUUAGUGACUGCUGUCCUGUCCUCAGUGUAUAGCUGCUGUCACUCAUCUGGGUUGCUUUGCCUUCAUGAUCUUCAUAGGGGCUGCUUCUGGCUCUUUUCCCCCUCAGCUCUAAAAGACACUAUUAGUCAAAGUCUGCAAUGGGCCUUUAGCUGUGUUAAUUACAUCUUGAAUCUUUUUGGACAGUUUUGUUUUCCUAAGUCCCUUCAGUAUCUGAUUCUUAUGAUGUCUUAAUUCCCUUAAAUUUUCUGCUUUUUUUUUUUUUUUUUUCAAGGAAAUACAUGUUUCCAGACACUAGCAAGCUGCUUAGUUCAGUUUGGGUGUUUCUUAUGCCUUCCAGAGUGAUUCCCAGAAACUGAGCUGCUGCGCGGCCCCACCCAAGUGCACAAGACCGGGCUUUCUGUGUACAUGAAGCUGUUACUAGGUGUUACUGCUUCCACAGACCAACCUCUCUAGUUUCCUCAUGGUCCUGUCUGGUGCACUCUUAGUUCUACUUGUCACUCACUAAGGUUUUUGUUGAUACUCUGUGGAACUGAAUCUUACCAAGAGCUGCUGCUAUGAGUAGAGGUGAGGUGGUCGUGUCUGAGGGUGAAAGAACAAGUGUCCUGUCCUGAUCAUACUCCAAGGACAAGGGACUUGGGAGGAUUGAUAGUGCUGUGACUUCUGUGUGGCUAUCACUGUGCUGUAUGAUAGGUCUGGAAAGAUCAUGCAGCUUCCAGUAGUUCGUCAGAUCAGCAUGUAGAUAUGGGCAGAGACUGGAAGGAAAGGACUGCGGUCUGGAAAGUUGUUCCCCUUUUCAAAUGGACUGGUUUGCUGAGUUUCCAUUUUGUCUUGGUGCCAUGGAUAGAACCCAGAGUCUCACUUGUGCCAGGUUAGUCCUACCCUUUAGCUGUUCUCAACCCUCCCUUGAUUUGAACACAGUCCCAGCAGUUAAAAAAGUCCCUCUUUUUCCUGUUUGAGUCUCAUAAGAUGGCAUCUUGUGAAAGUGGCCUCCCACUCAUGUCACAUCUUAGCAGCUCAGGGAACUUGUAUCAAUUCCCAAAACCUCGCCAUCAAGAGAGAAUGAAACUAGGAACUCCUUCUGAAAGGACUUUAUUCCUGCUUAAGCUUUUAGCUUGGCUUGUCACCUCUUAUAAGAAGAAAGGGAGGGUAUGGGUAGGACAUUCAAAAAGAUUCUCUUGUAGUCUCCAUGAGAUCAAAAUUUAUCAGGAUUGCAGGAAGAUCCUUGAGAAUCUUUGUCUCCAUAGUGCACCUUUCUCUGAGUACCCGUCUGGGAAGCUUAUGCAAGCCUGAGGUGUCUUUGUUCCAUCCUUAAGUUUUGCUCUUUGGAAGCUAAGCUGCUAGGAGUGGUCCAAGAGGCUGGCCUCCCUCCCUGUGCUGGCUCUUUUAUUUGGAUGUCAUUUUCUAGCCUGGUUUCAGGGGUGUGUGCUGUUGGGUAUACCUGGAAUUCAAGGGCUGGUGUGUUGAGUCCACCUCAGAGGCAAGGUACUGUAGGCUUGGGAUGCAGCCAAUGAACUGGUUCUUAGUAAUUUAUGGAAAGACUUAUUCCUGUGACCCAACUCUUCUACCGUCCAAUGUUGUGAGGAAGCACAGUUGUACCCUAGACUACAGACUCAGCCCCAAUUAUGAGUUUUAGGUUGUUUUUGGAAUUCUCAAACUCAAAUUGCUAUAUAAAUUCUUAUACAGCAAUAGAAAGCAUUCUAAAUAGUUGCUAGUCUGGCUGGUCACAGUAUCCAUUUAUUAGAGACUGAGUUCUGUGAUUAUUUGACCUUAUUAACUUGGGGGGGGGUGCCUCUUCAUGAAUUUUGGACUGCAUCACAAAUCUGAGGUAGCCAAAGCCUUGGUACUGUAGCUCAGGGUCAGGACCAGUUUCUAUCUGUAGUGUACCUGACUUGAGGUUAUCAUAUAAACAAGCCAGAAGAUACUCAGAAGAUUGGGUCUUUUUUAUUGAACCCAGGCCCUCACAUGUGCUAUGCAAGCACUACACCAAGCUGUAUUCCAGGCCUGCUAAAGGCUGAGACUGGGGUAGCAUUCCUAUUUCCAAAGUCACAUGACCUAUGAUUGCUUCAUUAAGAUUGUAAGGUUAACCAUGGCUUAAAAAUAAAUGGUUUUGGUGAACUAA
Rattus norvegicus (Norway rat) is the source of this 3298-nucleotide messenger RNA. It is a transcript of the gene Paip2b, whose product is annotated as poly(A) binding protein interacting protein 2B. Lineage: Eukaryota; Metazoa; Chordata; Mammalia; Rodentia; Muridae. Gene Ontology annotation, molecular function: mRNA regulatory element binding translation repressor activity. Bases 141 to 551 code for a protein of 136 amino acids. The transcript has 5 exons. The record is from RefSeq and is marked validated. Gene Ontology annotation, biological process: negative regulation of translational initiation.